CUCUCCGGUCCCGAUGGAGCGCGCGGUGGCUGCCGCAGACCUGGGCAACUCUCCCGGCUUCUUACAGACCCUUCAGACCGAGAGCCGAGCGGAAGCGGCGCGGGCAGGGCCGCGAGUGCAGGAGCAGGACUUAAGGCAGUGGGGGCUGACAGGGAUUCACCUACGCUCUUAUCAACUGGAAGGAGUCAACUGGAUAGCCCAGCGCUUCCAUUGUCAGAAUGGCUGUAUCCUGGGAGAUGAGAUGGGUCUGGGUAAGACCUGCCAGACUAUUGCUCUCUUCAUUUACUUGACAGGAAGAUUAAAAGAUGAAGGACCAUUUCUGAUUCUUUGUCCCUUGUCUGUCUUGGGCAACUGGAAAGAAGAGAUGGAAAGAUUUGCUCCAGGUCUUUCCUGUGUAAUAUAUACAGGUGACAAAGAGGAGAGAACCCACCUACAGCAAGACCUAAAAGAGAAGCCAGGUUUUCAUGUGUUGCUGAGUACCUAUGAGGUUUGUUUGAAAGACGCAUCAUUUCUAAAAUCCUUUCAUUGGAGUGUUCUUGUUGUGGAUGAAGCUCACAGGUUGAAAAACCAAAGCUCCUUGCUGCAUAAGACACUUUUAGAGUUCUCAGUAGUCUUCAAUCUCUUGCUGACCGGAACUCCCAUCCAGAACAGCCUCCAAGAACUCUACUCCCUCCUCAGUUUUGUGGAGCCUGAUGUCUUUUCCAAGGAGCAGGUGGAAGAUUUUGUUCAGCGUUACCAGAAUAUUGAGAAAGAGGCUGAGUCAGCAAGUGAACUACACAGACUCUUGCAGCCAUUUCUGCUGAGGCGAGUGAAAUCUGAGGUAGCUGCUGAGCUUCCCAGGAAGACAGAAGUAGUGAUAUACCAUGGCAUGUCAGCACUGCAGAAAAAAUACUACAAGGCCAUUUUGAUGAAAGACCUAGAUGCAUUUGAAAAUGAGAUGGCAAAGAAAGUUAAACUUCAGAAUGUCUUGUCCCAGCUUCGGAAGUGUGUGGAUCACCCAUAUUUGUUUGAUGGUGUGGAACCAGAGCCUUUUGAAAUUGGAGACCACCUGAUUGAGGCCAGUGGAAAACUUCAUCUGCUGGAUAAGCUGCUGGCAUACCUGUAUUCCAGGGGCCAUCGAGUUUUACUGUUCUCCCAGAUGACCCAUAUGUUGGAUAUUCUCCAAGACUACAUGGAUUAUAGAGGCUACAGCUAUGAGCGUGUAGAUGGUUCCGUGAGAGGAGAAGAGAGACACCUGGCCAUUAAGAACUUUGGACAGCAGCCCAUUUUUAUAUUUCUUCUGAGUACCAGAGCAGGUGGAGUUGGCAUGAACUUAACAGCAGCAGAUACUGUUAUUUUUGUUGACAGUGAUUUCAAUCCUCAGAAUGACUUGCAAGCAGCCUCCAGGGCUCACCGAAUUGGCCAGAACAAGUCUGUUAAAGUUAUCCGGCUGAUUGGCAGAGACACUGUGGAAGAAAUCGUGUGUAGGAAAGCCGCCACCAAGCUGCAGCUCACCAGCGCAAUCAUGGAGGGAGGCCAUUUUACUCUGGGAGCCCAGAAGUCAGCAGUUGAUGCUGACCUCCAGUUGGGUGAGAUACUCAAGUUCGGUUUGGAUAAACUGCUGUCCUCUGAGGGGAGCACUGUGGAUGAAGUAGACCUGGAGUCUAUCCUGGGAGAAACAAGAGAUGGCCAGUGGAUCUCGGAUGCCUUGCCUACUGCAGAAGAAGGAGGCAGAGAGCAAGGGGAAGGCAAAAAUCAUAUGUACUUAUUUGAAGGGAAAGACUAUUCUAAGGAGCCCAGUAAAGAAGACAGAAAAUCAUUUGAGCAGCUGGUGAAUCUUCAGAAAACCCUUUUGGAGAAAACUGGUCAAGAGGGCCGGUUACUCCGAAAUAAAGGCAGUGUUCUCAUCCCAGGCCUUGUAGAGGGGUCUGCCAAGAGGAAGCGGAUUCUAAGUCCAGAAGAGCUGGAAGACAGAAGGAAGAAAAGGCAGGAAGCAGCAGCCAAGAGAAAGAGACUAAUGGAGGAGAAGAAGAGGAAAAAGGAAGAAGUGGAACAUAAGAAGAAGAUGGCCUGGUGGGAGGCCAACAAUUACCAGUCCUUCUGUCUGCCUUCUGAGGAGAGUGAACCAGAGGACCUAGAGGACGGGGAAGAGGAGAGCUUAGCCCAACUGGAUUACAGAGAUUCAGACUCGACCUCCAUCAAGUAUGUUAGUGGUGAUGUCACCCACCCGCAGGCUGGCGCAGAGGAUGCUGUGAUCGUGCACUGCAUAGAUGACUCUGGCUGCUGGGGCAGAGGUGGUUUAUUCACAGCUCUGGAGAAACGAUCCACUGAGCCAAGAAGAAUAUAUGAGCUAGCUGGGAAAAUGAAAGACUUGAGUUUGGGAGGUGUCCUUUUAUUUCCUAUUGAUGAUAAAGAGUCAAGAAACAAAGGGCAAGAUUUGCUGGCCUUGAUCGUGGCUCAGCACCGUGAUCGCUCCCAUGUCCUGUCUGGCAUCAAGAUGGCAGCCCUAGAAGAGGGCCUGAAGAAGAUUUCUUUAGCAGCAAAGAAAAAGAAAGCAAGUGUCCAUCUUCCACGCAUUGGACAUGCCACAAAAGGUUUUAACUGGUAUGGUACUGAGAGACUUAUACGGAAAUACUUGGCUGCAAAAGGCAUCCCAACUUAUAUAUAUUACUUUCCCAGAAACAAGGCUGCCAUCCCUCAUUCACGGUACUCAUCUUCCUCCUCAGGACAGCCGUUGCCUUCACAAUCGGCCCAGACUCAGCUCCAGCCUUCAGCAACCAGCUAAGAAGAUUUUUGCUCAGAACUACUGUAAUAGAAUAUUUUAGAAAGGAAUUGGGAUCUGGUGGGCUUCUGAGAUACUCUUUUUUCUGAAUUGUAAUUUUGUUCUCCUGGAUAUGUUACUCUGAUUUGGUACCUGUAAUACAGGGAUGUAUAAGUUAGUUGGGAAAGUCCUCUGGCUGUUCUCAGGGCCCCGCUUUGCAUAGAUAUUUGAAUGAUAAUAAAGUUUCCAUCUCU
Molecule: messenger RNA, 2994 nt
Organism: Molossus molossus (Pallas's mastiff bat)
Lineage: Eukaryota; Metazoa; Chordata; Mammalia; Chiroptera; Molossidae
Gene: CHD1L
Product: chromodomain helicase DNA binding protein 1 like
Exons: 23
Coding region: 14-2764 (916 amino acids)
Biological process (GO): DNA repair; chromatin remodeling
Cellular component (GO): nucleus
Molecular function (GO): DNA helicase activity; ATP-dependent chromatin remodeler activity; ATP binding
Source: RefSeq, a predicted model, not a curated record